UCUUGGCCAGUCGCAAUGCCGAGCGAGCCGAGUAAGGAAUUGGAAGAGGUGGAUCUGGAGGCGGACAACAAUUCGGCGGCCACCACGGCCACGCUGGAGGGAAGUACUGGCAAGCCGCAGGUGCGGUUCUUCAGCAUCGGCCCCAGCAGCUAUCAGGUGCGCUGUCCGCUCUGCCAGCAGGAUUCCAAGACGGAGACGGUGGAGAUGACUGGCGCACUGGGUCAGCUCAGCUGCCUGCUCUCCGCCCUGUCUUGCUGCUUCCCGAUCUUCGCCCUGACCUUUGUGUACUCGUGCCUGCAGAGUCGCCUCAAGACCAAACGGGUCUUCUGCAGCAGAUGCGGCGGACACUUGGGCUUCCACUGGCGUCCCACUUAACCGAUCAACGUUCCUCUAGAGUCUAGAAUUAU
This is a messenger RNA of Drosophila guanche, 407 nucleotides long. RefSeq lists its product as uncharacterized. The record is from RefSeq and is a predicted model, not a curated record. Gene Ontology annotation, molecular function: zinc ion binding. Bases 16 to 375 code for a protein of 119 amino acids. The transcript is spliced from 2 exons. NCBI's taxonomy places the organism in Eukaryota, Metazoa, Arthropoda, Insecta, Diptera, Drosophilidae.